AUAAAUAAUAUGGCGACCCAAACAUUCAAGCAUGUGUUGUAUCCUGAUGUAACUAUUUCUUUGGCGUUGUUUCGAAACGUUCGAAACGCCAAAGAAAUAAAGCAAGCCGUAAUGGGUGGAAAGCUUGAUGCAUCUCUUUUAAAAGCGUCAAUGGUAAUGGACCCAUUUUUGGUGAUUGUGGCAGCUAAUAAAGCUGUGCAUUCUCAGAAACAAGGGAAGAUGACCACAAAAACAGUCCAUUCAGAAAUUCUUUUCAAUCUGUCCCCAAGCAGAAAGAUCACUGAGUCCUUUAGAAAGUUUGGAAUCGGUGAUAGAGAUGAGUCCCUUCUGGUGGUGGUUGUCCAAAAUGAUCAGAGUGAAAAAACAUGUAAGGCUCUUCAGAGCUUGCGAGAAACAGUGAUUGGUGAGGAAGUGGCUGUUGAUGAGCUGCCGUCAUUAGCAGACAUGAGUGAGAUUGAAAAGGAAUACAAGCUGGCAGACAUAGAGCUCUCAACUUGUUCAGCCUUGGAUGCACUUGUGUCAAGGAUUGCUGCAAAAGACAUCAUUUCUUUGUAAUUUCUGAUUAUUUUAUUUGUAUUUAUAAACACUCGUUGCUAUAUUGUUCUGUAUUUUAAUGAUAUCUCCAUUGAUAAAUAAUAAAUUAAAAUAUUAUAUGAAACAAUCUGUACUUGUUUCUAAAU
Pomacea canaliculata is the source of this 680-nucleotide messenger RNA. RefSeq names its product EKC/KEOPS complex subunit TPRKB-like. The transcript is spliced from 4 exons. Lineage: Eukaryota; Metazoa; Mollusca; Gastropoda; Architaenioglossa; Ampullariidae. Gene Ontology annotation, biological process: tRNA threonylcarbamoyladenosine modification; telomere maintenance via recombination. The record is from RefSeq and is a predicted model, not a curated record. Bases 10 to 555 code for a protein of 181 amino acids. Gene Ontology annotation, cellular component: nucleus; cytosol; EKC/KEOPS complex.